This is a messenger RNA of Polistes dominula (European paper wasp), 2914 nucleotides long. RefSeq lists its product as uncharacterized. The record is from RefSeq and is a predicted model, not a curated record. Lineage: Eukaryota; Metazoa; Arthropoda; Insecta; Hymenoptera; Vespidae.
AAGCUCAUUAAAAGCUCAAAACAUUUUGUUACUUUUUGUUUUUGUCAAAAGAACGUUUUUGUUAAAUUUGUAUUACGGCCUGGGUUAACGAGCAGACCAUCACGACGAGCAGGUGAUGGACACCUCUGGCCAACGGUGAUAGUCGUCGCAGCUGUACCAUGUGCUCCUGUUUAUUUGCUUGGAUUGAAAGCCUACCUCUGCCUUAAUCUUGGCAUACCAAGAAACAACAAAUGUUGUCGUCAAUUCGAAGAAGACAAUUCCGAGCACUCGGACUUUCAAGAUUCUCCCGAUGAUGUUGUUAAUAAUGAUAAGAACAAUGGUUUGGAAGCCAAUCGUAUAUUAUUCCUUCAUGCAAUUCUCUGUUUGAUCUCUGGAUGUCUCGUUGGUGCCAUCAACGUUGCUUGUUUUCUCAAAUCUACUACAUUUCAAGAAAAGAUCCGCGAGGAUGGAUCAUUCGAUAAUCUGAUAGAAGCUAUGAAUAAUUAUGCUUACGACGAUCGAGUUAGAUCUUACGUAGAUGCUGUUCAAAUGGAAUUUCAAUGUUGCGGCAGCGAGGAUUAUCGCGAUUGGUUUCACGUCAGUUGGUGGGCUAAACGAUCAACGGAAUAUUUUGACUAUGAGGAUAACGAACGACAACAGGAGGGGGGGCGGCAAUCGAUGGAAAAGAAGGACGAAGGAAAAAUAGCUACCGUUUUCAAAGAUGUACCGUUUUCUUGUUGCACCAAUAAAUUCGUAGAACCCUGUGGACAUCGAGAAAUUCUUCGAGCCAGUCAAGUUUGUAAUUUCGGUCUGAAUAAGGAAGAAACCGUUUGGAACGUUGGAUGUCGUUCCAUCAUUUUAACCCACGCUAGAGUCAUUGGAUUAUUUCUAAUAUUUUUCUUAAUUUGUCUUUCACUUUAUCAGUUUUUACUCGGCAUACUGUCACGUUUAGUUCAGACCGCGCAUAGCAAUGAAUUUUAUAUCGGUCCAGAGAAACUUUAUUAUCGCGCUUGGAUUUUCAGUAACACAUUAAGCCCAUGUUCUAAACAUUAUACAAAUUUAUUCCAAGAAUCUGACGAAGAUACUAUAGAAACGCGAUCGUUGUUACAAGAAACGUUGGAAUCGUCGCCGCCGUCGCCGCCACCGCCACCGCCUAUUAUCGUUUCUUCCGAUAAGAGAAAUUCAAACAAACGAAAACGUCAACAGGAACACAAAUUUGUAUUAACCCCGCGUGGAUCGGUACAACUGUUGCAAAUAGAUCGUCUUAGAAAAAUUCGAUCUAGUCCAAUCUUGUCAACAAACGAGCCUAUCAAAAAUACAUACAAACAGGAUGACAAUGACAGUUUGUUGGAAAAAAGUGACACAUCUAUUAGAGCCAAUUUGAAAUUUCGAGAAAAUAAAAAUCUAUCUAAUGCAGUGAUUGCACCCGUACCUCCUCCAUUUCCUCCCCAAUCCGAGGAGUACGAAGAAAAAAGGAAUUUCGAUAAUACGAGAAAUAAAAUAGAACGAGAGUUUAUUUCGAAACCGAGCAAACAGGAUAGACAAAAAUUGUUAAACAAAUUCGAACAAAUUUUUAAGAUCGAGGAAAGAAAUCGCAGAGAAUCCGGUGGAGCUGACGUUCCAAGGCCUUGGGAACAGUUGGUUCAACGAAGUAUCGAUUCUCCUGACAAAGUUAAUCAUAGUUCAAGAGAAAGCGAGAAAAGUCAUGUUCUUUCGAGAUUUCAAGCAACCGAUGCUUACGAUCGAUUUCGUGGUACGCUACAAGACACUUUAUCGAGACGAGAGAAUCCUCAUUUACAAAAUAGGACGACGAUUAGACGAUCCGCGAGACCAGGUCGCAUGUGUCCUUGCUGUUCGAAACGUAAUCAUCAACAUUUCAACGGAAACAACGUUGAUCCUGAAGAUUAUCGAAUCGUUCAACGAACAAACUUACUCCCAGAUAUUCCUUGUCCUCCUACUCCACCAGCAAUACCUUUAGCUUUACAUGAUUGUACAUCCCCGCGUUAUCCAAGACCAACUUUGAUUAGACUACAGCAACAAGAACAACGGAGGCAACAACGACAAUGCCAUUUACGGAAUUUCCAAAGGAAUGUCAACGACAACAAGCAUCAACCACCGCCAUGGACUUUGGCUGCUACCUCUUUCUCCCAUCCUUCCAAUAACAAUUGCAUACACUGUCAAACACGACAUUUUCUUACCACUAACAAACAACAUUAUCGUCGUUCGAUCAAUUCAAAUAGGUUUUAUUAAUAAGGAAAAAAGGUAGUGCAAUAUGACCACAAGAUGAAAGGGGGUUACAACGGCAACAUACAAUAUUCUGUUUAUUUGCCGAGAAGUAAAAUACACACAGGCAUUUCUUAUAUAAUAAUAUUAUUAUUAUUAAUAAUAAUAAGAAGAAUAAUUAUAAUAAUAAUGAUAAUAAUAAUAAUAAUUAAUAAUAAUGAUGAUAAUAAUAAUAAUAAUAAUAAUGGUACUGGCGAAUAAUACUUCUUAUUACAACGAUCUCUGAGAUACAUCUAGCAACGUAUCGAUACUAAAAAGAGAGAAGCUUAAUCUUAAUCAUUUUUAUCUUGAUUAUUUUGAAAUGUCCACGCGUGUACGCGUAUACGUGUUGGAUGUUUGCAUUUACACACGAACACGGAUAGGCACGAGCACAUUCCCACUCUGCAUCCUUUGUUUCCGAAAAACCGAUCGAUCAUCACUCUUGCUACUUUUUCCUCUUCUCUCUCGCUCUCCCUCUCUCUCUCUCUCUCUCACACACACACAUAAUCAUUUAUCUAUCAUUCGCAAACUAACAAUAAAUUUCUCUCCUUUCACCUUGCAAACAUUUGCAACGGUGGUCCCGUAAAUCGAUCUCGAAGCGAGCGCGUACUCGCAAUGAAAUUUCAUAUUUUUAUUAACUCUUCUUUUUCUUAUUACGUAUAAUAUAUGUAGU